This is a messenger RNA of Annulohypoxylon truncatum, 2485 nucleotides long. RefSeq names its product heterokaryon incompatibility protein-domain-containing protein. NCBI's taxonomy places the organism in Eukaryota, Fungi, Ascomycota, Sordariomycetes, Xylariales, Hypoxylaceae. The coding region runs from base 310 to 2349 and encodes 679 amino acids. The transcript has 2 exons. The record is from RefSeq and is a predicted model, not a curated record.
UCACCAUUUUCUGAAUACCUGGUACCUACCUAGGUAGUCCAUGUUGUCCUUCAACGAACUCCAUCCAUGGAUAGGAUAUGAGGUCCUUGAAAAGCUGUGAUACCAUCCAUUAGGUACCUACAUACCUAGAAGGGAUCUCCAACUACAUUGCCCAUAAUCAUUGUCGCGCAGUCUUAGCCUGCGCCUCAUAACUCAGCCUGCUUGACUCAGGGUUCUGAGGCAGAUCUGAUAAUUUCUACAGGUCUUCCAUUUUCUUCUAUUUUCAAAAACACAAACUUAAAUCAUGAUUUCUGUAACUGCGCUGAUAAAAUGGAAGAGCAACCUCCCUCAGUUCCCCAGAUCGUCUUACCUGAUGGAUGGAAUUCUAUAUCGCCUGGUUCUUCGAGCUUUCUAGGUCCCGUUUGCGAGGGUUGUGGUUGGGACGGUGAUCCUCUAGGCCUACUUGGGGGAUUUGGAUAUGUCAAUCUCAAAGCUCUUUGUAGACGUGAUUGCAUCCGCUGUCAGAUCAUAGCCCUUCUCAUCGAAACCAUAAUCCGCCGUAAGAGAGAGCACAUUUCAUAUCAAAGCUGCAUGUGCUUCUUCCAUGGAAAUCAUAUUGUCUUUGUGGGACAAGACGCGAGUCAUUUCUGUAAAAAAGUUUUCUUGUUUACUUCAACACACUCCCACAAAACCGAAGUUCCCCGUGGGAUACCCAGCAGCCCACCAGAACGCAUUGACACUUCAACGGACGCCUCGUUACUCUGGGCGCAAGAGCAAAUCGCAGGUCACCAACAUUGCUGUCAACCUGUUGGCGCCGAUUCAUUUGUUCCCACACGCCUCAUUAAUGUCGACCCAAACAGUCUCAAUGGAGAUGUUGCUCUCGACGAUUGUGCGCCCACUGGAUCCCGAUAUGUUGCGCUUAGCUAUUGCUGGGGACGGAAGACGCAACCGUGCCAAACAACAUCGUUGACGUUACCUUACCAUAAGAAGCGUAUACCCUGGUCUACGUUGCCGAAGACCAUUCGGGAUGCCAUCGACUUCACACGAAAGCUAGGCAUUGGAUAUCUAUGGGUUGAUUGCCUUUGUAUAGUGCAAGGCGACAAGGAAGAUUGGGAACGGGAAUCGGGACGAAUGUUCGAUGUCUACAGAAGUUCAUACGUGACUCUGGCAGCUGUUUGGGGGAAAGACAGCAAUUCUGGACUUUUCUCAAGCUCCGAAGGCUUCAAGCCAAUCUUAUUAGCCAACUUAUGCCUAAACAACCAGAGCUGGCCCCUUUACAUGCGGCGAUACCACGAACCAAUUAGUAGCCAGUAUUUGUCUAGAACUGGCAAAUAUCCGUUAUUCACGAGAGCCUGGGCUUACCAAGAACGCUUGAUACCGCCAAGAGUUUUAUAUUUUACAGCUGGAGAGUUGGCCUUUGAAUGUUUCUGUCAUUCUGCCUGCGAGUGUGGUCUACAAUACUCAGAUCUUGCGGGUCAUCCUAGGAGGAUCCUUUUUGAGGCCACCCAAACGCCUACGAAAUCGAUCGGACCAAGAGCACAGUCUAAUGAAAUUGCUUUCCGAAAUCAAUGGCUUAGAGAAACGCACGCUGGAAUAGAUGGCGAUCAAGUGACUUGGAGUUCAAGGCUUACUGACUCGCAAAAGGCAUGGUGGGGCAUGGUUUACAGAUAUAGUUGCCUAGAUUUGACUAAUGUGAGCGACAAACUCCCUGCCAUCGGAGCUAUAGCUAGGCAGUUUCAAACGGUCCGUCCUGGAGAGCGUUAUCUUGCCGGUCUAUGGUCGGGUUCUUUGCAUCGAGACUUGCUGUGGUACACACGGGGUGUGGACUGUCAGAGAUUAGAAACUGCACCGACAUGGUCUUGGGCCUCUAUAUCGGGGUUUGUUGAUCCCAAUCUGGGCCCGACUGAUGAAGUAAUCCUUUCCGUUGAGGUCUUAGACGCGACCUGCUGUUAUGUCGACGAUAAUCCAUUUGGGGUUUUCAAGAGCGGCUUCCUGACACUACGUGGUCGACUAACUCCGUGUUGGCUCCGCGAACAUCUUCGUGAUCGUGUUCUUGGGACAGUGUAUCAUUGGCGUUCAGGAUUAAUAAUUACAUCUGAUGUGCGGAUAGAUGUUCUUUCGAAAGUGUUGUCCUGUAAGCUGCUGCGAAGAGUUUACUUGCUUGAAGUCGGGAGGGGAGCUGGCCGAAACUCAAGAGAGCGUUACCUUUUGAUCCUGGGUCGGAAGAGUAAGGUGCACCAGAAAUACUUCAGGAUGGGUAUCUUAAUUUUUAGACCAGACCUCUGGUUCACUGGUCAUGGGAAAAGUGCGGGGUCUAUGAAUACAGCAUUGGAUAGAUAUAGCCCGACGAAAACGAUCACCCUGAUAUGAGGAUUUAUGGACAAGUCCCGGGAUAUUUGGAGGGGCAUACCUAGCAAAUUUUAGGGGGGUUCGGAGUUUUGCUUAUCGAUAAAGUAGCCUACCAAAAUUUAGAGCGAAGAAAAAGAUUCCUCGAUUGAAUUUGUUG